GUCUGACCGGCUCCUGGUGAGGAGCAAGCAGGAGGAGGAAGAGGAGGAGGAGGACAGCAGCAGCGAUCACCCUGCAAACCCAACACCAAUCACCCCUGCGUGGCAACCUUUUCAGAUUUCUCCCCACCCCACCUUGUGACAGGAGGAGGGUUGGGGGUGUGCAGACAGACAGAGAGAGAGAGCUCCCCUUCCCCAUCACUUCGAACCAGCCAAACUUUCCCAUUUUUGUACCCCCCCCCCAUAUCUCCCCAUCAUCACCUCCACCAGACAAGAAUUAGCUCUUUGGAUGGAGAGAUUGCAAGUUGUUCGCCGCUACAGCAAAAAAAGUUUUUAUAUUAAAGAAAAACGCGAUCAAACUACAACGAGUCUGGAGCAACUUGAGAUUUGACAGAAGCAAAUCCCCAUCAUUGCCACACACGGAUUAAAGGUGGAGCGGGGGAGUUGGACUGUGUACAACUUUAAAAGCCCUCAUAUUUCAAUAAGUGCCUGGGAAGUUUGAGCAAGUUUGACGUCCGGUCUGAAGCAUGUGAAAGGUUUCAUUCCGGGAGAGGCGGAGGGCUCAGCCGGGUUCAGGAGGUUGCCGGGAUUUGGCUUGACCCUGUCCUCUGGUGCACCGGGGGCUGAGAUCCCCGUUAUCCUCGCAGUCACCCGCCGUCACCCGCCGCCUCCCCUGGUCUGGGGACUGAAGGGGCUUUCGCCGCCACCUACCACCCAAACACCUCGCCCUCCACCAAGAGCAGAGGCUUUGUGGAUGCAGACGGGAUCUACCUGGGAGAAAGGGAAGGCUUUUCUUUCCGACCUGCAGUUUGACAAUGUGGUGGAAGCCGGUGCCGGAGACCUGCCUUCUGGUGGCUUUUUUACUUCUGAACAGGGCAGCGACGCGAGCACAAGAUGAUGUCCCGCCUUAUUUUAAAACCGAACCCAUUCGAUCACAGAUCCACUUGGAGGGCAACCGCCUGGUCCUGACAUGUAUGGCAGAAGGGAGCUGGCCUUUGGAAUUCAAAUGGUUAUACAACAAUACAGAGCUGACUCACUUCUCUCUUGAGUACAGGUACCUGAUUCCAUCAUUGGAUCGAUCCCAUGCUGGUUUCUACCGUUGCAUAGUGCGGAAUCGGCUUGGAGCACUGAUGCAGAGGAGGACAGAAGUCCAGGUGGCAUAUAUGGCAAACUUCGAGAGUGGUGAAAAGUAUCUCAGUGUCUCCCAGGGAAAUGCUGCAGUUGUCAGGGCACCAAGAAUUUCUACGUUCCCGCGUCCCCAAGUCACAUGGUUCAGAGAUGGCCGGAAAAUCUCACCUAGCGGUCGCAUAGCUAUUACGAUGGAAAACACACUUGUCAUCUUGUCAACAGUGGCUCCUGACACAGGAAGAUACUAUGUUCAGGCAGUAAAUGACAAAAAUGGAGAAAACAAAACCAGCCAGCCCAUUACCUUGACUGUGGAAACACAUGAAGGUAAAAGGACAUCUGCUGAUACAGGUGCUCCGGCAGAUCCUAUAGCUCCAGUUAUAAUUAUCCCGCCAAAAAAUACAAGUGUAAUCUUCGGGUUCCCUGAGGUUACAAUGGAAUGUGUGGCCAAUGCCAGGCCACUAAUUAAACUAAAUAUCAUCUGGAAGAAAGAUGGGGUUCCAUUCAGAAGUGGGUUCAGUGAUUUCCACCGGAAACUGACUAUCCUAAAUCCGAAAAUGCGUGAUGCUGGGUACUAUGAAUGCGAAGCUGUUCUCCGAAGUAGCAGUGUUCCAUCAGUUAGCGCAGGGGCCUUCUUGUCAGUUUUGGAGCCUCCACGCCUAAUCCUGGAACCAGAGCGUCACAUGACAGCCGAGAUAGAGAAAGUAGUGGAUAUUCCGUGUCAGGCUCAAGGCGUCCCAUUGCCAGUGAUAUACUGGUAUAAAGAUGCAACACUGAUCACAAGGUUAAAUGUGCCCAGAUAUAAGGUGCUGUCCAAUGGCAGCCUGCAGAUCAGUGGACUGAUGCCUGAUGACACGGGCAUGUUCCAAUGCUUCGCUAGAAACGAUGCUGGUGAGGUGCAAACUUUCACCUAUCUUGCUGUUACCAGCAUUUCUCCUAACAUUACUAAGGGACCAUCAGACAGCACAGUGAUUGAUGGAUUAUCAGUCAUUCUUUCUUGUGAAACAUCAGGGGCACCACGGCCAGCAAUCACCUGGCAAAGAGGAGAAAAAGUACUUGCCAGUGGGUCUGUCCAGUUACCUCGCUUCACACUACUGGAAUCUGGCAGCCUUCUUAUCAGCCCUUCCCACAUCUCAGAUGCUGGGAGUUACACAUGUCUGGCGAUCAAUUCUCGAGGAGUUGAUGAGGCUUCUGGAGAUCUCAUUGUGUGGGCUCGCACUCGUAUCACAAAUCCCCCCCAGGAACAAAGUGUAAUCAAAGGAACGAUGGCAGUCCUAACCUGUGGUGUGACCCAUGACCCCAAUGUUGUAAUCAGACACGUGUGGCAAAAAGAUGGGGCUAUAAUUGAUGUGAAUGCCAUCCCACGUAUGAGAGUUGAUGAAACAGGAACAUUGUAUAUCUCUCAGACCUGGUCAGGAGAUAUUGGAUUGUACACCUGCAAAGUGCUAUCAGUUGGAGGAAAUGACUCUCGCAGUGCUCAGGUCAGAGUCAGGCAGCUCCCACAUGCUCCUGAAAAUUUGGCUGCCCAGCUGAGCACCAGUGAAAAGAGAGCCAUUUCCCUGACUUGGUCAAAAGCAUUUGAUGGCAAUAGCCCCUUGCUUCACUACAUUUUGGAAGUGUCUGAAAACAAUUCACCUUGGACUGUUCAGCUGAUGAAUGUUAACCCGGAGUCAGUGGGCCUGAUGGUCAGGGGACUCAUUCCAGCCAGGUCUUAUCAGUUCCGUAUCUGCGCUGUGAAUGAUGUUGGAAAGGGCCAAUACAGCAGAGAGACUGAGAGGUUGUCACUACCUGAAGAACCACCAAGUGCAUCCCCACAAAAUGUCAUUGCAAGUGGCCGAACCAAUCAAUCGAUCAUGAUUCAAUGGCAGCCGCCCCCAGAAAACCAUCAGAAUGGAGCUUUGAAAGGUUACAUUAUCAGAUAUUGUUUGGCAGGUUUACCAGUGGAGCAUCAGUAUAAAAAUAUCAGUAGUCCUGAUGUUAAUAAUUUUUUACUGGAAGACCUCAUCAUUUGGACCAAUUAUGAGAUCGCUGUUGCAUCAUAUAAUGGGGCUGGACUGGGAAUUUACAGCGCGACUGUUACUGAAUGGACCCUUCAAGGAGUUCCUACAGUGCCCCCUGGAAAUGUGCAUACUGAAGCCAUUAAUUCCACAACCAUUCGAUUCACAUGGACACCACCCAGUCCUCAGUUUAUUAAUGGAAUUAACCAAGGUUACAAGCUGUUGGCUUGGGAGCCUGGUAAGAGUGAAGAUUUCACAAUGGUAACAGUCCAGCCAAAUUUCCAGGAUAUGGUCCAUGUUGGGUACAUCCGAGGCUUGAAGAAAUUUACAGAAUAUUACACUUCAGUGCUGUGUUUCACUACACCAGGUGAUGGCCCCAGGAGUCCAGCUCAUCUUCUACGUACACAUGAAGAUUACCCUGGCCCAAUUGGACAUCUGAGUUUCACAGAGAUCCUGGACACCUCUCUGAAAGUCAGCUGGAGAGAGCCGCAUGAAAAAAAUGGGAUCCUCACAGGUUACCGCAUUUCAUGGGAAGAAUAUAAUCGCACUAACACACGAGUGACCCACUACUUGCCUAAUGUGACAUUAGAGUACCGUGUUACUGGACUGACUGCCCUCACCACAUAUACCAUUGAAGUAGCAGCUAUGACAUCUAAGGGACAGGGCCAGACCUCCUCAUCCACCAUUUCUUCGGGAGUUCCGCCAGAAUUACCUGGGUCUCCCACAAAUAUAGCCAUCUCAAAUAUUGGUCCUCGCACAGUAACUCUUCAGUUUAGACCUGGCUAUGACGGUAAAACCUCCAUUUCCCGCUGGCUUGUGGAAGCUCAGGUUGGUGUAGUAGGUGAUCAUGAAGAGUGGCUUCUUGUUCAUCAGCUGGCCAAUGAGCCUGAUGCUCGAUCACUGGUGGUUCCCAACCUCAAUCCAUUCACACAUUACAGGUUUCGUAUGCGACAAGUCAACAUUGUUGGAACGAGUUUGCCAAGUCAGUUAUCGCGCAAAAUUCAAACUCUCCAGGCCCCACCUGACAUGGCACCUGCCAAUGUGACCCUGCGAACAGCAAGUGAGACAAGCCUCUGGCUCCGCUGGGUGCCAUUGCCCGAGUCAGAGUAUAAUGGGAAUCCAGAAUCUGUUGGAUAUAAAAUAAAAUACGGGAAGUCAGAUGGAAAUGGAUCCACUCUCUCACACAUUAUCCAGGACCGGAUUGAACGGGAAUUCACUAUCGAGGAUCUGGAGGAGUGGACUGAAUACAGAGUACAAGUUCAAGCAUUUAACGCUAUUGGUUCUGGGCCAUGGAGUCCAGAAGUCAGAGGUCGCACAAGAGAGUCAGUUCCUUCAUCUGGACCAACAAAUGUUUCGUCUCUUGCUCUUAAUUCAAAUAGUAUCCUCGUCAGAUGGAGUGAUGUUCCACAACAAGAUCGCAAUGGGCUCAUCCUUGGCUAUAAGGUCUUGUACAAGGAAAAAGACUUGGAUACUCCUAUGCAGAUUCAGACCAUUGAAAGCAACACCACGCACGCUGUACAACUUAUUAAGUUAGGGAAGUAUGUGUUGUAUGAGAUCCAAGUCCUUGCUUUUACCAGAAUUGGAGAUGGAAUACCAAGCUUCCCACCCAUUCUUGAGAGAACUCUGGAUGAUGUGCCUGGACCUCCUGUAGGAAUCCUGUUUCCAGAAGUUCGAACUACAUCUGUGCGUCUAGUCUGGCAGCCUCCUGUAGAACCCAAUGGGAUCAUUCUUGCUUACCAAAUAACAUAUCGACUAAACACCAGCCACACAAACACUGCCACAGUGGACGUGUUGAACCCAAGUACCCGACAAUAUACAGCAACUGGGCUAAAACCAGAAUGCAGUUAUGUCUUCCGCAUUACGGCUCAGACGCGCAAAGGGUGGGGUGAAGCAGCAGAAGCUUUGGUGGUAACAACAGAAAAGAGAGUUCGUCCACAGCCUCCCAGCAAACCUGUCAUACGACAGCAAGAUGUGCAGUCACGCAAUGUGCUGUUGUCCUGGGAACCGGGUAGUGAUGGACUGUCUCCAGUUAGGUACUACACAAUCCAAACUCUAGAGCUACCAAACGGAAACUGGUCACUCCACUCAGCUUCUGUGAGCCACGACUCUACGACAUAUCUUGUAGACAAGCUAAACCCCUUCACCUCAUACAAAUUCCGUGUGAAAGCAACUAAUGACAUCGGAGACAGCAAGUAUAGUGAGGAAUCUGACUCUGUCACAACACUGCAGGCUGCACCAGAUGAGGCUCCAGAAAUUCUUUCUGUCACACCACAUACCACAACCUCGGUAAUGAUUCGUUGGCAGCCUCCUGCCGAAGAGAAAAUUAAUGGAAUCCUUUUAGGGUAUCAGAUUCGCUACCGAGAAUUAGUUUAUGAUAGUCACAAAAGCUUUACACUUCACACUGUGAACAAUCCCAAUGCUAAAUGGUCUGAACUCACAUCUGUGUAUAAUGUUCGGAACCUUAGUGACUCCACCCUAGCGCAAUAUGAGCUGGACAAUCUGAGCAAGCACAGGCGAUAUGAAAUCAGAAUGAGUGUCUACAAUGCAGUCGGCGAGGGUCCUACCAGUUCACCUCAAGAAGUAUUCGUAGGUGAAGCAGUCCCCACUGCACCAUCUCAAAAUGUUCAGGUGCAAAGCUCAACAGCAACACAGUUGGACCUGACUUGGGACCCUCCUCCACCUGAAGCACAGAAUGGAGAUAUACAAGGAUAUAAGAUUUACUACUGGGAAUUUCAGCGACAAAAUGAGACAGAAAAACUGAAGACCCUUUUCCUUCCUGAAACCAAUGUGAAGCUCAAGAAUCUAACAGGAUACACUACCUACCUGAUCAGUGUGAGUGCAUUUAAUGCCGCUGGUGAUGGUCCUAGAAGUAUACCAAUUAGGAGCCGGACACAACAGGCAGCUCCAAGCUCUCCAAGUUAUAUUCGAUUCAGUGAACUGACAACAACCUCCGUGAAUGUGUCUUGGGGAGCCCCAAAGUAUCCAAACGGAAUAAUUGAAGGAUAUCGACUAGUUUAUGAGCCUUGCACUCCUGUUGAUGGUGUCAGUAAGAUUGUAACUGUGGACGUGAAGGGAAAUAGUCCUCGAUGGAUGAAAAUUAAAGACCUGUCAGAUGGUGUGACUUACACUUACCGAAUUCAAGCAAAAACAUAUACCUACGGACCAGAAAUUGAGGCAAAUAUCACCACUGGACCAGGAGAAGGUGCUCCUGGUCCCCCAGGUGAGCCAUUGAUCUACAGGUAUGGAUCAGCCAUAACUAUUCAUUGGUCCAGUGGAGAUGCCGGCAACGCACCAAUUAGCCGAUAUGUUAUUGAGGCGAGGCCAUCAGAUGAAGGAUUGUGGGACAUUCUAAUCAAGGAUGUUCCAAAGGAAGUAACCUCAUAUACAUUUGGCAUGGAUAUCUUGAAACAGGGUGUAAGUUAUGAUUUCCGAGUGAUUGCAGUGAAUGAUUAUGGAUAUGGAACACCCAGCUCGCCUUCUCCAUCUGUAUCAGCCCAGAACUCAGCCCCAUUUUACGAGGAAUGGUGGUUCUUGGUGGUUAUUGCCUUAGUUGGACUCAUCUUUAUCCUUCUCUUGGUGUUUGUGCUAAUAAUCCGUGGACAAAGCAAAAAAUACACAAAAAAAGCAGAUUCUGGAAACAACACAAAGACUAGUGCCUUGGCUCAUGAAGAGAUCAUGAGCCUAGACAAUGGACGGUUUCCAGCACUGGAACUCAACAACAGACGACUUUCAGUGAAGAAUUCCUUCUGUAGAAAGAAUGGCAUCUACAACAGGUCUCCACCACGGCCAAGUCCCGGUAGCCUCCAUUAUUCAGACGAGGAUGUCAGCACAAAAUAUAAUGACCUAAUCCCAGCUGAGAGCAGCAGUUUGACCGAGAAACCCUCCCUAUCAGACUCUCAGGGAAGUGACAGCGAAUGUGAAGUUGAUCAAAACAGACCGAAGACACAUUCUUUUGUUAAUCACUACAUAAGUGAUCCUACAUAUUACAACUCAUGGCGAAGGCAGCAGAAAGGCAUCUCAAGAAUUCAGGCUUACAAUUACACAGAAAGUAAAUCAGGUGAUCCAGUUCAUAAUCACCAACCUUCCACUAAUUCGACCAGCAGCAUCCAUGCGCCUCAGGCCACACAGCAAGGCAGCCUCUACCGAGCUAAACGGAGUCUAACACCCACACCCCAACUUCCUUCCAAUAAUACCAGCCAGUCAAGCACCCUGUAUCGGCCUGCUAGCAGCCUCGCUCCAGGAUCCAGAACCCCACUAGCAGGAUUUUCUUCUUUUGUUUAAACUAUGCUGAAAGGUAUUUUCUUCUUAGUUCUGAAGUAUUAUUGUGUGGAAGACAAUCACAAAUCUGCUAUUUACAAACAUGCAGAUUUUAUUUAUUGGAAAAAACACAACAGAAAGGGGUAAAAACCAUCAGACCAUCCUGUACAACAUCCUGUCAUGGUCUGAAGAGAAAGAGGUCUCCAGCAACUAUAAAAGAAUGGAGGGGCAGACAGUUUGCCACAAAGAAUUAGUUUUGCUAUCUAAUGGGCUUCAUUCUGAUCAGCUGAGUGGUGUAUGAAUUUCACGUAUGUCUAUAAACAUUGGAGAAAAACAUUACUUGAUGCCAUUGUAGCCAAUUGGCCAAAUCAAAAAAUCUGAGGGCUGUUGUUGUGCCCAUUAUAUAUAAAAUGAACAGUUCUAAUUUAGUUGCUAUCCUUGUUAUUUGCAACUAUUUUUAUUGACUAGUUUUCACUUUAUUACCGCUGCAUGACUGUUACAGUGUGACUCCUCAAUAAGCUUGAAUCAUUUAUCUGUGGAUCAAAUGCUGUAAUGCUGAUAAUUUUAACAUUUUUAAAAAAAAACUUUUCAUUGGACAAAUCUUCAGAUUCAUAUCUGAUGUUUUAAAAAGUCUGCCUUUUCUUUGUCUGUUAACUCGUGAGUCGUCAUUCACAAAAUCAAAAACUGCAUGAAUCACAAGACAUUAUUGGCCAUGUCUUUGUAAAGUCCACAAUCAUUGUGCUAUAAGACCUUUUCUUAAUAGUUUCUUACAAAAUGCAAGCUUUUUCUCAAAUGUAAGGCAAGUGAUUCAGUUUGUUUCUAGCAGGAGAAAUGUCAAUGAGAUAUCUCAUCUGAAGAACCUAAUGGGUCAGGUUUGUCAGUAGAUUUUCUUUCACAGUGUAACUGUUUGCAAUGCAAAGAUUCCCCUUUUCUAAUGGCUGAAAUCUGGAACAUUUGGCUUUAGCUAGUAAACUUCUUUUUCCACUUAUUCUAUCCCUAAAUUUAGUUAUAUUGAGAACUGGUUACAAAAAUUGUAUCAAAUACAAAUUAGUUAAUUCUGACAAAUUUCUCUGACUGUGUUAAUAAAUUCAAAAAUACUUUAGGCAUACAUUUGCCAAAUCCAGUUAUCAGUCUCAUGUCAUUUUAACUUUGUAAACAGUCAAGUACAAUGGUUUCUCCUUUCAAUUUGAUUUCUUCUGCACGGAGAUGUCACUGCAGUUACAAAGAAUGACAGAGUAAUACCAUGUAGAGCCAUUGUAGUAGAUGUGCAUAGCGGCAGAGUAGCAUUACAUGGAGAAAUGAUGAUUGCUAUGGUGAACAACAUUUAAUUACAUCUAAUGACGAACAAUAAAAUAGGAGUGACACAUAUUCUUGUAUCUGUAACAUAAAACGUCAUUACUGAAAGAGUCACUAGCAGUCACCAUUUAUGUUUCUCAGAACAGUUCUUAGCAAAAUUGGCAAGUUGGUGCAACAAGGAAAACAACUGAACCCUUGGGGAAAAAUAAUUUAUAUAGGUCACAUUAUGGACUUUCAAAAAGUAAUGCAUGUUUCCCCAAAUCAGUUUUAUGUUCCUUAUUCUUUCUGCUCUACAGACAGUUGUAAAAAUAUGAUUCACCACAGCAGUGAUUUUAAUCUGACUAUAAUGAUUAGAUACAUUGUGAUUCUUUUAUCAAUGAAGAAAAUUGGAUGCUCUGUUAUCUACAGUUCACCUCCAAAUUUAGAUUCAAGUUGAUUUGCAAUGUCAGAGGAGUAUGUAUCUUUGAAUACCAAUUGAGUGUUCUUUAGCGUGGUAUAUUCUGAUGUGAUGGUGGAUUCUGGCCUUCAGGUCAGUGUGCGUAUAGUCAUUUGUAUCAAAUAUUGAUGUUUAUUAUGAAAAGAAAACAGGAAAAUUUAAUGAUAGUUCUAACAUAUCCAUAUGGAAAACAUCAUGAUGUGAUCCUGGCCCACUAGGAUCAUUUCUAAGUACUAGUAUUUUGUUUCUGUAAAAUAAUAACAGAAAUAUAGCAAAUCCUAUACGAGUUGGUGGCAGAUCAUAUUAGUGCAGCAAUAGUGCAUAAUUAAAUAAAUAAAUACACAAAUUAUGAAACUUACUUUGGGACCAUAUCUCUCACAUCAUUGGUCACCAUCAGCCUCCAAAUUAAAUGUCUAAUUAAGAUGCCAAUCUGUAUCAGGAACACAUAACUCUAAUCAAUAUUUUAAAUUGAUACCAAAGCUGGGAAUUUUGCAGACCCAUAAGGAAUGUAAUUAUUGAAUUAGUGGCAGUGGAUAUUCCAUACUGAAGCAACACUUGUUGUCUGAUGAAAACAGAAUUACAUCUUUAAAAUAAUUGUGGUUUUAAAAUUAAUGAGUCAAUGUAAUAAUAUGUCCCUGAUGAAAUAGAUUCUCCUGGUAGCAACCAAGAGUUUACAACAUAGAGUUGAAAGGAAGCUAUCUAGGUAAAUAUAAUAUUAGCUUUUAAAUUCAAAGUCAAUCUUUUGCAAUAUUUGAGGUUUUGUUUCAGUCAGUUUUUUUUAAGUUAUAUCACAACUGGCAUAAGUUUGCAAGGAAGCAACAAAAUAUUUAGGUAUAGAAAUACAUAUUUAUGUUACAUAUAUAGAAACCCAUUAUGCAUAUAUUUAUCUUUCCUAUUUCAUAAUUAUCAUAAAAAUAAUUUCCAAUGACAAUUGUCGUUUUCUAAGAAAUACUAGGGUCACUGGCCACAAUUCGCAAUGCAAGAAUACACAAAGAUUAAAAAGAAAAUGGGAAAAAACAAAGCAAUAGAUUGGCAGAAUGAAGAGAGGCUGACAGAGAUAUGUUUUCCAUGGUUUUGAGAUGCUGAAGAGACUGAGUUAGGUAAAGGAGUAGAUCAUGGGAUUAGUCCUUAAAUAACAAAGGACCAGCUUGCAUUCAUGACCAUUGGAACUGUCCACAGAAGAAGUGUGAGCCUUUGAAUGUCAAUUUGAAUGCUAUAAGUCAUGUUCAACACAGUGCUGUCUACAGGAAAUAUGUGGUAAUGUCUCUUCAACUAAUUAGAUUGAAGAAUCCUCAUUGAGCCAAGCAAAAUAUAAACUUGUAAGUAUAUUAUUAAAAUAUGUAAUUCAAUCUAAAAUAAUGUCUAGAAAAUAAAGUGAGGUAAAGAAUUGCACUGAGGGAAAUAAGAGACAAAGAGAACGUAAAAAGGUGACUUUUUAAAAUUCCUUUAUGGAGUGUGGGAUAGCUGGCUUGGCCAGCAUUAAUUGCCAUCCCUAAUUGUCCUGAGGACAAUUAAGAAUCAACCACAUUGCGGUGGGUCUGAUGUUACAUGUAGAUCAUACCAGGUAAGGAUGGCAAAUUUCCUUCCCAAAGGACUGAGGAAAACAAAUGUGUUUUAUGACAAUCAACAGUGAUUACAUGGCCCCAUUAGAUUUGCUUUUUAUUCUAGAUUUUCAUUGAAUUUUAACUUCACAUUCUGCAAUGGUGGAGUUCAAAGCUAUGUCCACAGAACAAUAGCCCAUGCUUGUGAAUUACUAGUCCAGUGGCAUUAUCAAUAAGCCACCACCUCCUCCCUCAUUAUAAUUAAAAUCUGAGGGAAUAUGGCUGUACAUCUAUAAAAGUUAAUUUCGAGAGGUCAUAUUGCAAAAUUAAGGUUUAUCACAUUAUUAAAAAUUUAUUUCAUUUCAACUGAAUUCACAGGCCUUAUUUUUUUCUGUCAUGCUUGGUACUUAGCCAAUUGAUUAGCACAUCAAAUUCACACCUUCAUUUUUGCUGAAUCUCUUGGCAAAAUACAAAUAUGGUGUGAUUUGCUUAUGAGCAGGGCAACUCAGACAGCAGCUUCAUUAUUUUCGCACUAAUGCAGAUGACAAAAGUUUCAGUCCAAUUUACUCAUGAUGAUGCGAAUUGUUACAUUUAUUACUAUGCUCAAUACAAAAUACAGGCAAUUCUAUCUAAAUUCUAAUGUGUAAUGCACAAGAUUACCUUGGCCUGAAUUCACUGUUCUUGGGAGGUGUAAGUUUAUUCAGAUUAAGCUUUGAAUAUGGUACUAAAGUUUUAAUCUGAUAGUAGUGCUUGUUACAGUACCCUUUUUGCAGUGAGUAAAUUUCUUCAAAGUGACCACUCAACUCAGAAUCUGUCAUAUUUGAUAAUGGCAUAAAUUGGGGAUAGUUUUUAAUACAUAUUGGUCAAAUAUAGUGUGUGCACUGGUGUAUGCUUACAGUUUAAACAAGAACUGACAUUGGAGGAUGUCUAGUUGUUUAAAUUCAUGAUCACUGUAGUUUUGAGUGGGAUCUGAAUUAUGCUAGUUGAGUUACCUCCCUGAUCAGUAUCUUGAUAACUUCAACAUCAAUGUACAGGAAUUCCAGUCGAGCUUUUCAAUAUUUUUAACAAUGCAGCAACUUCCUGCAGAAAAACAAGUCCCAAUUAGAAUGAAAAUAAGACUGAAGCAUUGAAUGUGAGGCUCGCAGUUCUGCUAACUAGAAUAUGGUGUGCUGAUGGUCUAUAUAGACAAAAUACUACUGUGUUUCUGCUGAGUUAGUUGGUUUCAAGUGGAGCAACAGCAGGACACCAUAACUGGUCUAAAUGCUCCAGCGCACAGAAAAAUCAAGCACGGUUACAAUUACUAAUCCCUAUUCUAACUUCCACUGGAAAAUAUGCAUAUUUGGAUGAUUUUACUGGAAAUAUAGAUGAAUAAUUGACAAAAUACUCUCAAUCACUAUUUUACAACGUGAAAAAAUACCUAGAUCAAUGAAAAAAAACCUCUCUAUAUUUAGGAUAUUCUUCUUGUUCCUCCCUGUUAAAAUGGAAAUUUCAGUCAUUAAAAUGUGAUACAAUAUAUUAUCACAGUGAUCUGUGUAAGUGUGAAUAUUGUCAUAAAUUAAUCAGUUAUGACACAUUGACAAUUGAUAUUUACAUUAUUCAGUUCUCCUAUUCUCCUGCCACUUAUAAUGUAUACACAUACAUUGUAAAGCAGUAUUCACAGAAAAAGUUACAAACUAUUUUGAGGAGACUUUAAAUAAUUAAUGUAAUGUCAGAGUUCACUUGAAAGUUUAUAAUAGGACAGAUUUUGUUCUUGCAGGUUAUGACAUCGUUUGCUUCAUCGUUGUAAACUUACUUCACAAACACAAAAUAAAAGCAUGUAGUUAUGUUUAUUGCGAACAAAGAAUAGAUGCAAGCUGGUGUCUUGCUUCAAUCAGAUCCAGUGUAAAUUUAGUCAGUCACUAGCUUACAAAAUGAAAAUUGUAUCUUUGGAGGAAUUUUCCCAUUCUGUUAAAAAAAAAGGGCAAGCAUGUUUGGUGACAAUUCAUCCACCAACCCCAGUGCUGAGGGAACUUAUCCAAUCACUCACCGAUCAGUUCAAUAAGCACUGACAGGAGAGCAUGGAUAAGUUUUUCAAUGAAUCACAAGCUUCGACACUGGUAUCCCAGGUCACCAGAAACUACCAGCCAGUUAAAGGCCAGUAGCUUCUGGGUCGGAAAGUCUGCAGGUCAAGGUCACUCCUCAUUGGAUUCAGUGAUGAGAAAGUAAACACUUUUUGAACUCCUCAUGGAGCCAGAGGCAAAGACACGUGGGUGGCUUUCAGACAUCAUUUCCUUGACCCCACCUUCCAUGACUCUGAUUGCCCCCACCCCAGCAGUCAGGUCACCUGAUUUCCAAGUUAGGAAACUGGCUGCCUGUUUCACCCACCAGUGAGACAGAUGUUUGGUUAUCAGCUAAUUGAGGCAUUUAAAAUAGCCAUUAUUUGAGCACUUAAGGCCCUUAAUUGGUGACAAGUGGAGCUUCUUGUCCAAAACAUAAUUAGUGAGAUGGUGGUGAGUUUCUCUUUCAAAAAGAUUAUUAUUUCCCCUUCCUGCCAUUCUCACAGAAUAGGGAAAUUGAAUUCCUGUAUUUCACUUUGUAUAUUAUCUAGCCAUAAAGUAGACCUCAAAUUAAAUUUUAAAAACUGCCUAAAGAUAUGCACGGGCCAGCAAAACAUAGUAUGUGGCGAAUGUUGAGGCACCUGUAGCAUAGCAUCCUUACCACUGAGCCAGCAGAUCCGGGUUUAAGUCCAGCCUAUCCAGAGAUGUCAUAACACAUCUGAACAAGUUGGUUAAUAAAUAUCUAUGCUGAGUGUAAAAUUGAACCACCAAUCAGUUUACAUUGUUACCGUUUCAGUCAAUUACUUUCUGGAGAUGGUGGAAGACUGGAAGCGAGACACAAUGUGCUCUUAAGAUCAUUGUUGAACCUUGAAAAACUUUUUUUAUUUUGAAUACUGUAUUACUUAAUCAGCACACUGACAGAAAGUAUUCUUAAGAAUUUGAAAACUACAGUUGUUGUCUCAAUUGUUUGCAAAUGGUGUUACACAUAGAAUGGUGAGAUUUUUUAAAAUCAAAAUUCUGUUUCUCACAAGUGACUUCUAGUGAGUCAGAAAAUCACCAAAGUGCUGUAUUUUAGUAGGUUUUGUUUUAGAAGUAACGACUUGUAUUUACAUAACAAUUCUAUGAUAACAAAAUACUUAAAAGAUGCAUCACGUGAAUAUUAUAAAAACAAAAUGUAACAUUAAGCCACAUUGGGAGAAUUGGGGUAAUUGACUAAAUGCUUGAUCAAAUAAGUGGGUUUUGAAUAGUGUCUUAAAGGAAAAAUUGAAUUAGAGAGCAGAAGCUUUUAGGCAGAAAAAUCCUGAGCUUUGACAAAUCAGGAUUGACCCAGCAGAGUAGAACUGGGAUCUGGCAAUUUUUUAAAAAUUCACUGUACAAACACGGUUUGGAAAAGUGCACUUUUCUUUAUCUCCAGGAUCUGUAUUUGAUUUCACACCAUGCCAAUACAUGGAACUUCACCUUCUACAAAGUCUUUAAUUAACCUAUUACUGGUAAGAUUUUAGUUGGUGAAAAUUGACUCUUUAUUAAAGACAGCGUAAUAAUAGUAAAAAAUGGUAUUAUUCACAUGAUUGUAGCAGUGAUGCACUUCUGAGAUUCACGUUACAUAAGAUGUGACAGCAGUCAUCUUUAUAUCACAUUCGGUGCAGACAAUGGGCUAAUCGAAAUGCUUCAUUCAACAAUCUUUUAACCAAUGUUACAAAAUAGCCAGAUGGUGGGCAAAACACAUGUAUCUCUUGUCAUAAUUGCUGCUAUAAGACCUAAGCAACUUUGAUGGUCAGGUCUUACAACUAUAGGGUUGCUGUGUCAAACCAGCUGCCUCCUGACUCCAUUAAAAGAAAGGAUGUCAGUGCAUUUAAUAAAUAACUCCCAGCAAUUAGUAUGAGAUCCAAUGGUUGGGUUGAUCAAUACUUUAUUUGAUUCACUUCAAUAUUAAAAUUACAGAACGUCCAAUAUAUAUUUUGGAACCUCUUCAUUUAUUCCAUUCCAUCAAUGUUGCCAUCCUUUGGGGGUCCCAGUUGUGGAGCAAAUGCCAGCAUCCUUACCCCGGUCCAGGAGGCCCAUCCUUUCCAAAGAUGUGUAAUAAUAUGGCAGAAUAGGUUGAUUAGAAAAAUUAGUUAAUAAAUUUGGCCUCCUAUCUUAGAGUGAUACUCUAGCCACCUAUCUCAAUUCCCCUAAUAAGAUAAUUGUGACCAGAUUAUUAACUGACUGGGGUGCCAUAUACCAGCAAUUAGUGUUAUAUUACAAUAGGUGGUUACAGUUAAAAGGAAACCAAAAUAUGUGAAUUUGGAAGUGUUUCUUUCCUUGCACUUCACAAUCCUAAAUUAAUUGUAUUGUCUACUCUUUCACCUUGGAGCCUGCAUUUGUAGAAGAAAGAACAAACUUUAUAAAGCUUUUUUAAAGAAGUGUUCUUUCACCUUUAGAACUUAGGUUUUAGUCACCGAGAGGGUGUAAUAAAAAUGUAUUUUUGUCUGGCUGCCAAAAUUCCACCGUAGAACCUAAUACUACCAACAAGAAAUUUAAAGAAAUAAAAUCCCUGGGUGUAAAUAGUGGCCAAAAGGGGAAUAGCAACUGCAAAUGUUAACCAGUCAUUUUUAAUGAUAUUUGUGAUCUUUAUAUAAAAAAGUGUUUCUAUAUAUUUUCUUAAAAUUUCUGAAAUGGUACUAUUGUUUUUAAUCCUGUGUAAUUCAAAAUCAUGAAGAAAAAUGCUUUAUUUUAGAAAUCAAUAUUUAGAAGUAGCAGCUAUUUCACUCUUCAGUUUUAAGGAAGUACAAUAAAUGGCAGAUAUGUCAAUAUGAUAGGUCCAAACUGAGGGAUGUUCAUCUACAUAUUAUUUCAUCUUCAUCUGGUAAAUCUGACUUUUUAUCAGUCUGUAAAAUGUUAACAAAGAAAACUGCCCCCAGUUAUGCCUAUGUUCACUUUAUGUUAUAAUGCUGAGUCCAAAGAUCAAAACCGGUUUUAUGGAAAUUAACACCAUUCACAUGCUGUGACAUUUUCUGCUGUGUGAUGGAAAUCCUGCUAUGAAAUGUGGACUUAAAAUAUUGCUUUAUUCUUUUUCAUUAUCAGUUAAAAGUGUGAAAUUUCGCAAUUAUGUUUGUUUUAAAGAUCUGUGUAUUUGCAUCAUUCUUUUAGUGGUUUAAGCUCUUUAUAGAUAAUAUUUUGCCAAAGUCAUGCCAAAUUGUGCUGUCUAUAAAAAUGUUAUUGUUUCAUUCGUGUUUCUCUGUACACAGUACUUUGCUGUUGUGAUUUUUUUCUGAUAUGCCUUGUUCAUGAUGUUUGAAUACAUUAGUUUUGUCUUUGUUUCCCUGCUCCCUGAUGUUUGGCUUUAUUAUAAAUCUCAGGUUAAUGCAGAUAUUUAUCAAUACAUUGAACAAUUUUUACACCAUAUACGGUCAUAGAAAAUUGAGAUAUAUUUUGAGGCUAAUAUUUCAAAUAAUGCUUCAAGGAAAGACAUACAUAUUUGUUUAUUUUUCCUGAAUAAUUAUUCCUUUGAGGAAAUAUUAGGGCAUGAAAAGAGUGUUUUCUGUAUGAUAUGUUGGCAAGAAUCAACACAAUCUGCAGUGAGGUCUGAAUAAAUUCACCAUUGCUCUGCUGACCUUCUUUUCCAUAUAAUGUUGGUGAUUCUGUCGAGUUGAUGAACAGAGUACAUUACAGCGCAGGACAGGCCAGUAAGAUUAGAUUAGAUUAGAUUCCCUACAGUGUAGAAACAGGCCCGUGAAGCAUCCCAGCCAGACCCACCCCCCUAUAACCCACACACCCCUGAACACUAUGGGCAAUUUAGCAUGACCAAUCCACCUAGCCUGCACAUCCUUGGACUGUGGGAGGAAACCAGAGCACCUGGAGGAAACCCACGCAGACACGGGGAGAAUGUGCAAACUCCACACAAGCAGUCACCUGAGGCUGAAAUUGAACCCGGGUCCUUGGCGCUGUGAGGCUGCAGUGCUAACCACUGAGCCACCGUGCUGCCCCAUAAGGGUUCUGAUAUAUGUCAUUACAAGGUUUGUGGUCAUUUUCAGUUUUAUAUGUGGCCAAGAAGAACAUAAUUUCUAUUCUCAUUAAGCAGAGAGCUGAAUAAGAUGACAUCUAUGACACAAAUACAACGGACAUUUAAGGACAUAACAGCUAGGAGCAGGUGUAGACAAUUCAGCUCCUUCAUUCUGCUCUGCCAUGUGAUACAAUGAUGGCUGAUCUCAUCUCAUCCUCAGUUCCACUCUUCUGCCUGUUUUCCAUAACACUUCAACUCAUUGGUAAUUAAGAAUCUGUCCAUCUCCUUCUGUCUAUUAUCCAGUUUCAAUUGAAUUGCCAAACCUCUGACAAGAACUAUACUUAAAAAAUUAGCAUUCACAUCUUGCAUGGAUCACAAGAUGGAAAGCAUUUGACAUUUUUUUUAUGAGAAGUGGGGAAAUAACAAAUAUUUCAUAAACUAAGCAACCUGCUUCAGUUUAUCGUGUAGUUAGUUUGGUCCAAUUUCAUUGAAAUUUACAUUGAGAUACACGUGAGAUUUCAGUUAAAUCUGAGCAGUUUAUACAUGCAGCAUUUACAGAAUUUUAUUUGUACACCAAAUAACAUUUCCUAUUUGCUGAAGUUAAAUUUAUGGAAUUAAAAAUGUCAUGUAUAAGCUAUAACUACUCUUCCUAUGGUUUCUAACAUUCGCAAACUAUUUCAGUCAAAAGGUUUGGAGGAAUUUGUUCAUUCUUGCACCAUUAUCUUACACUUACAAAUGAAAAGAUCAGAGUUUUGCCACAUUAGUAGCAUGCCAUUAAAAUCCUCCAUCUUGGAGAAGAUUUUCUA
Molecule: messenger RNA, 17473 nt
Organism: Stegostoma tigrinum
Lineage: Eukaryota; Metazoa; Chordata; Chondrichthyes; Orectolobiformes; Stegostomatidae
Gene: sdk2b
Product: sidekick cell adhesion molecule 2b
Exons: 46
Coding region: 813-7400 (2195 amino acids)
Molecular function (GO): protein binding
Source: RefSeq, a predicted model, not a curated record